CCUCUCGCACACGUUUUGGUCAGUGUCGCCAUUGCACCUUUUUGCAUUUUUUCUACGGGCAAUUGUUUGUAAUUUUAAUGUUAAGUUUAUGAUUGAGAUAAAACUAAUAACGUAUUCCUAGCGUGUAAUUGAUUGUGUGAUAAAGUUUUAAUGAAUUUCUGUUAUAUAAGUGACAAUAUUUGAUAUGGCCGGAAAUGGAGACACGUCGUGGUGUUUUUCACAAGUUAAAGGAACGCUAGAAGAUGAUGUGACUGAAGCAGAUAUUGUUUCUUGCGUUGAAUUUAAUCAUGAUGGUGAACUAUUAGCCACUGGUGAUAAAGGGGGUCGAGUUGUUAUAUUCCAGAGAGAUUCCGUCUCAAAAACUUCAAUACCCCGUCGUGGUGAGUACAAUGUAUACUCAACAUUUCAAUCUCACGAACCCGAGUUUGAUUAUUUAAAAAGUUUGGAAAUUGAGGAGAAAAUUAAUAAAAUUAGAUGGCUCAGGAGAAAAAAUCAGGCACACUUUCUUCUGUCGACCAAUGAUAAAACUAUUAAAUUGUGGAAAGUGUCUGAACGUGAUAAGAGGAUAGAAGGUUAUAAUACUAAAGAGGAAAAUGGUCAAAUCCGAGACCCAACCUUUAUUACCUCUCUCCGAGUGCCAGUUAUUAAACCUAUGGAAUUAAUGGUUGAAGCAUCUCCCCGUAGAAUAUUUGCUAAUGCGCACACCUAUCAUAUAAAUUCAAUUUCUGUUAAUUCCGAUCAAGAAACCUAUUUAUCAGCAGAUGAUCUCCGAAUUAAUCUUUGGAAUCUGGAAAUUACAGAUCAAAGUUUUAACAUUGUGGACAUUAAGCCCACAAAUAUGGAGGAACUGACUGAGGUCAUUACGGCCGCAGAGUUUCAUCCGACCGAAUGUAAUCUUUUUGUUUAUUCCAGUAGUAAAGGCACAAUACGCCUUUGUGAUAUGAGGGCCAGCGCCUUAUGUGAUAGGCAUGCUAAAAUGUUUGAAGAGCCUGAAGAUCCAACAAAUAGAAGUUUUUUUAGUGAAAUAAUUAGUUCCAUAAGUGAUGUAAAGCUUAGUAAUUCAGGCAGGUAUAUGAUCUCUCGAGAUUAUCUCAGUGUUAAAGUAUGGGAUCUUCACAUGGAAACCAAACCUAUAGAAACUUACCCGGUACAUGAAUAUCUUCGUGCAAAACUGUGUUCAUUAUAUGAAAACGAUUGUAUUUUUGAUAAAUUUGAGUGCUGUUGGAAUGGCAAUGACUCUGCCAUAAUGACUGGUUCCUACAACAACUUUUUCCGUGUGUUUGAUCGUCAGACUAGACGAGAGGUGACUCUGGAGGCUUGCAGAGACAUUGCUAAGCCGAAGACAAUCCUUAAGCCUCGCAAGGUUGGAGUUGGUGGCAAGCGGAAGAAGGAUGAAAUCUCUGUUGAUUGUUUGGAUUUCAAUAAAAAAAUACUUCACACCGCUUGGCAUCCAACGGAGAAUAUAAUUGCAGUGGCUGCCACUAAUAACCUCUAUCUUUUCCAAGAUAAAUUCUAAUGUCUACUAAAUUGUCAUUUUGUUCCUAUUGCAACUGUUCUUUU
Ctenocephalides felis (cat flea) is the source of this 1560-nucleotide messenger RNA. It is a transcript of the gene tws, whose product is annotated as protein phosphatase PP2A 55 kDa regulatory subunit. Gene Ontology annotation, molecular function: protein phosphatase regulator activity; protein binding. Gene Ontology annotation, biological process: peptidyl-serine dephosphorylation. The transcript is spliced from 6 exons. Bases 185 to 1516 code for a protein of 443 amino acids. NCBI's taxonomy places the organism in Eukaryota, Metazoa, Arthropoda, Insecta, Siphonaptera, Pulicidae. Gene Ontology annotation, cellular component: cytosol; protein phosphatase type 2A complex. The record is from RefSeq and is a predicted model, not a curated record.